This is a messenger RNA of Paramecium sonneborni, 1509 nucleotides long. The record is from the annotation of a GenBank genome assembly. Lineage: Eukaryota; Ciliophora; Oligohymenophorea; Peniculida; Parameciidae.
AUGAAGCUGUUAGCUGCAUUUUCACUACUCAUAAUGGUCUUUAAUUUUAGAAUUCCAUAAUUUGAUUCUGGAAAUGCUGUGGGUGUUUCACAUUCUCAAGGUCAUAUUUUAGAAACCCAAUCAUAUGUUCCAAGAUAGGUUGUAGUCUAUGUGCAAUUUUCAGCAGCUUUUGAAACUGUUCCUUAAGUUUUUAUUUCAUAAAAUAAAGUGGAUAGCUAUGAAGGAUCAAUUGGAUUUAAUUAAAGAGUUGGUUUGAUUACUCAAAAGGGGUUUCUAGUGCAUUCAAUUGCUUUAACUUCAUAAUCUCUAAUCUAGUUAUAUUUUUAUUGGAUUGCUAUGUGCGAUGAUAGAGUUUAAGUAAUUAAUUUCAACACAUAUGAUGUCAAAUAAUUAAGAACUAUAACAGGCUAAAGGGAAGUUCUAUUUUAAAUAGAUCAUAACUUUUAAGAGGCUACACGUGGUCUAAUAUCAUUAAAUGGUGUUAAAUUUUUCUAUCUAACUUAUCUAGUAAUUGAACUCAAGGUAAAUUUAUUGAAUUUAUCUUUUAGAUUGUAGAAAUUACCUCAUAAAAAAUAACAAUUUCUGGGGCAUCUUAUGCGCAAUCAUUAGUAGAUUAUAUAAGUUUUAGUGUUCUUCUUGGUACUGAUAAAUCAUUAUGGACUUCAUCUCUUUAUACUGUUAUAAAUCUUCCAGCAGAUUAUUUCCCAAAUAUUUAAAUUGACUUUCCAAGUGAUUAUUCCAGCUAUACACUAACUCCUCUUGCCACAUGGAGAGGCUAUAGCACUGACAAUAGAUAUAAUUUAAGAAUAUGGUUAAUGAAUGUUGCUUUGAAUACUAAAAUAACAUAUACAUUUUGGGCAUGUAUAAAAUUUAUAUCAAUUUAGGGGGGGAUUCAGUAGUUUAUGCUAUAUUCCAUUCGGCAGGUCUUUAUGUUUUUGAUACUAAUCAUAAAAUAUUUGAUGAAAAUUGUUUGGAGCUCUUCUCUGAAUGUGAUUUCUAAGGAGAAUCUAUAUUAGUUUGCCAAAAAAUUCCUAAUUUAUCAAUAAAAGGAUGGUCUAAAAUUGUCAAAUCUCUAACUAUCCCAAAAUAGAAAACAGUCAAUCUGUUUACUAAGGAAAAUUAUUAAGGUGAAAAAGAUAUUUUUACUGAAAACUAGUAAUGUAUGGCAUCUACUGUGUUAUCAAUAAACUUUCAACCUUUAAUUUCUUAUAUUAGAAUCCUUUAUUUAAACAAUUAUAAUUGUCCAACUGUUAAAUUUUACAGUUAAUGUAAUUUUUAAGGGACAUUAUUUUAAAUAACUAAAGGAUAAAUAGUAAAAUAAUCAAAUAAGAUUCCAUUUGAAAUUAAAUCUAUUAAUAUUUGUUCAAAUGUUGUAGUGCAUCUCAAGAACCCGAACUAUUUUGAAUCAAAACCACAAGAAUUUACUACUUCAUAAUCUUGCAUAACUAGCUAUAAAGUAUAUACAUAAUUAGAUUUCAUUAGUUUCCUAAAUAUGUAUAACCAACAUGA